ACAUCCGCGACUAGCUUGUAGCCCGUAGCCCGCUAGCAUCACCUACCGCUAGCCUUGUUUACGUUUCACAUUUCUCACUUACCGCUGUUCUGUUUAAAAAAAAAACAAAAAAACAAACAUGUCUGCUGUCUCUCCGGUUUUGAGUGCAGAUGAGGACUCGCUCGAGCUUCACAUGGUGCGGCUGGAACUGGAGGAUGUGGAGAAGCAGAUCCGCGGCCUACUCGACAAGCAGGCCCAGCUGCUGGAGCGACAAACUGCGCUGGAAACAUCUUGUGCCUCUGCCCACAUAUCCAAGGUAAGCACACAGCGUGGUAUUUCCACUCCCAGCCCCUCUACGCCGUGUGUUUCUCUGUGCGGGGACCGUGCACCUAGGACUUUCCCAGCCGUGGUCUCCGUCACGCCGGCGCCAACACACCUCGGGCCUUGGGUGAACCAGCGGCGGAAGGCGCGGGCUGGACCCUCUCCACCUCCGGUGUUCGAGAUUCCAACCAGGAACCGCUUCGCCCCUCUCCGCCAGACCAGACCCAACGCUGUGAUCGUCGGGGACUCCAUUGUGCGGAACGUCCGUGUAGCCUCAUCUAAAGGUAAGGUGCGCACACACUGUUUUUCUGGUGCUUGUGUCCUUGAUGUCGCUGCGCAGGUAUCCGGGAUCCUGAAGAAGGACGAGCGCAUUGGAGCGGUUGUGCUGCACGCGGGGACGAACGACACCAGGCUGCGGCAGACGGAGGUUCUCAAGAGGGACUUCUCCAGCCUGAUCGAGACGGUACGAGGCAGAUCACCCACCGCGAAGAUCAUCGUCUCUGGACCUCUUCCCACAUACAGACGUGGAGCAGAAAAGUUGUUUCGUCCUGAUGGCCUGCACCCCAGCAGCCUUGGAGCGGAACUGCUAUCAGACAACAUUUCCAAGGCGCUACACUCCAAGUGACUGCCUAGUGUAAGUACAUCUUCCAAUAAUAACAACAUUCAGUAUAAUCAAUGUUCAAUUAAAAAUCCGGCACCGGUAGUACAUACUAUAGAGACUGUGUCUGUUCCCCGAGCUAUACAAAUAUAUAGAAAAUCUCGGAAAGUCUAUCUUCGUAACCUAAUUAACAUAAAAUUAAAUCAUAUUGAAUGCACAGCCAGCACUUUUGAUCUGAAGCUAGGACUAUUAAACAUUAGAUCUCUUGCGUCUAAGGCUCUUAUUGUUAACGACAUCAUUACUGAUCAGGAAUGUAAUUUAAUGUGUUUAACAGAAACUUGGAUUAAACCAAACGAGUACAUAGCAUUAAAUGAAGCCAGUCCUCCUGGAUACAGUUAUGUACAUCAGCCUCGUUCAACUGGUAGAGGAGGAGGUGUUGGUCUCAUCCAUAGUA
This is a messenger RNA of Ictalurus furcatus (blue catfish), 1352 nucleotides long. RefSeq lists its product as uncharacterized. NCBI's taxonomy places the organism in Eukaryota, Metazoa, Chordata, Actinopteri, Siluriformes, Ictaluridae. The transcript is spliced from 2 exons. Bases 119 to 925 code for a protein of 268 amino acids. The record is from RefSeq and is a predicted model, not a curated record.